Molecule: messenger RNA, 4276 nt
Organism: Malurus melanocephalus (red-backed fairy wren)
Lineage: Eukaryota; Metazoa; Chordata; Aves; Passeriformes; Maluridae
Gene: CUNH18orf63
Product: chromosome unknown C18orf63 homolog
Exons: 15
Coding region: 602-2851 (749 amino acids)
Source: RefSeq, a predicted model, not a curated record
CUAACAUCAAAACGAAAUAAUCCUCGCGCCGCUGUGGUAAAGCCGGCUGGCGCCCCGGCUCGGCCAAGAGCYGCCUGUGCCCGGCGAAAGCACCUUUGCGAUGGAAAGCAACUUCGGCAAACCCAAGUGCCGAGUACGGGCUGAGUCACAGCCCAGACACAGCGCGGCUGUUGCGGGGCUCCAGCCGGCGCUGUGACCGCCCGGACACCUCUCUUGCCGGUGUCCCAGCAGGCGGGGGCUGCCCGGGAAAAAACACAGCCUGGCUGAUCCCCGAGGGCGGGAAGCGCGCGGCUGCUGCUCUUCCCGCGCAGCCCGUGAGGUGAUCCCGGCGGGAUUCCCCUGCCACAGGAGCUUCCUCACAGCUCCUCAAAACCUCCCGGCUGUCGCCGGAGUCACUCGCCUUGCCUUUGGAGAGGUGUUCCGCGGGGCUUGGAGCAAGGCUUCACUGCGCCACCACCCUGAUUUGCUGCCAGACGGGCUGAGGGCACAGGGAGCAGUGCCUUCCCCUUCUCUGUGAGGCUUUGUCACCAAUCCAGCAUCCUGUUUUCCUUCAGUUUUGUUCGAGACCCAGGUACUGCUUUGGGGCCAUCAACAAUAUAUCAUGAAUAGCACCAGACACCAGUCUCUGUUCUUUGUCAGUCUGCCUGAGCUGCAAAAACUCUGUGCUGCUACAGUAACACUGAAUUCUCAGAUCCCAGAAACAGAGKCAAGGAGUACACAGAUAAAGACUUGCAGACAGUUAUUAUUCCUGUAUCAAGAGAUCCUUUCUGCACCUGUUAUGGGGACACUGAAUCAAAUUUCACUUGUAAUGGCGAUACCAUUUUAUGAAUCAGGAAUAUGCCAAGCCUAUGURGAGAGACAAGGAGCUACUCUGGAAGCACCGCAAACAGUUACUCCAGCCCUUCUCCAAACCUGUCUCUCCUACACACUUACAGCCAAACUUGCACCCAGAUGGAACAAAGCUGGUCAUCUCUUGGUGCAAGGGAAAGACUUUUUGUCUCAUUCAGGAAGGCAGAAUGCUGUUGUUGUAGACCUCAAUGUGUCAGAGAGACAGCUUUGCAUCAGUGUGGAGCCUUGCUCAAUUCGGCUGCCACCCCCUGAGCUGGUAGAUUUUGAUAUUUCAGUAAACACCGUAAAGCUGUUUGACAGCAAUGAAAAUACAGUUAUUCAGCAGCAUUCCAUAUUAAGUAACUGGUGCUAUGUUUUGCCAAGCAUGAAAAUGGGUCAGAUCAUAAACAUCAGCCACAUMAUUCCUCCAGAAUCUCCUUUCCGUUCAUAUAAAGAAUUUCAGAUGCACUGGAAGAGUCUGUAUGGAUAUAUUCUUCCUGAGGAUCUUGAAGAGACAAAAAUAUACUUGAGUGUUUACUUCAAACCAAUUGGRGAAAGGUUCUUCACGUAUCCAUUAAGUUGCGUUCGAAGUCAGCCAGUGCAGUAUUUCCCUAGAACAGAUGCAGAAAGUGUAGUGAACUCUUUUCUUUCUGACAUGAAGAGCAAUCUUUCACAACURUGUGGAUUUCCAGUAAAGAUAACUAGUAAAGCACUUUAUGCUACAAAGGAACUCUCCAGGGCUUCAGUGCAAGAAAUAAAACCUAAGCAUACGAAAUUAGACGGUGAGAUGGUUUGUGYAGUAUCUCUAACUCAGGCUCCUCCAGGAAAGCCGGCUCUGCCUCCUAGGAUUCCUUCGCCAUGUAGUACGGAAAACAGCCACUGGAUGGAGCGUUUGAUCAAAGAGCCAGGAACGCAGAGUUUUUCCAGUAGCUGUAACAGUACAGGAGGGGUUAGCAUUGAAGCGGCAGAGAAAUCAGUGAGCGAUAAGCAAAUACCAGGAGUACCAGAGUUACCAACUGCAAAAUCCUUAGGAACAUCUGUAAACUCAGCCUCUGAAUCCACCCCCACCAAAGGCAGCAAAAUUAUACCAAUUUUCAAAGGAAAGUUGAUGCAAAUGAAUGGAAAGAUCACAAAUCAAACGGAUAGGAAGAAAAGUGAAAAUGCUGAAAGACAUUCACCAGUAAAAAGUGUGGGUGUUCCAUCUUCUACACUGUCUGUGCACAAGCCCAGCAUAACUCAGAUUUUCAAACAUAUUCAAAAUAUGCCAGUCAAAAAUCCUACUGAUAGCAAAGUGCUUCAGGUAAAGAACGCGAAGACACAUGCAAAGCAUGGUACACCUGUAUUCCGAUGGAAAACCCAGACUGAUGGACAAACUGCUAAUUCUGAUUUUUCUGAAAACUCAGCUUCAAGUGGGAAUCCAAGUGAAGUCAAUCAUAAAAAGGCAAAYUCUCCCUUCUUUCUUAAGAAUGUUGGGCCAGUGCUUCAGAAAACAAACACCAGUCUGUGUUUGAAUACAUAUGAAUCUCCURCUUCCAGUGCAAGAAGGGGAAAAAAGUUUGCAAGUCAAAAUACUACUCAAGUUCUUGAGAAACAAUGCCAGUCGAAAGAAGUGCAUUUGCAGAUUGGUAAAUUAGACAAUGAAAUGACAAAUUCCAGUUUGUCACUGCAACAAACAAAGAGAUCAAAUAAAGGAGCUGGGUUAAAUAUUCAUGAGACUGUAUUCAAAGAUACAGUGUGCAUGGCCAAAAGUGAAGAAAACAAAGCAGCAUGCCACUUUAAGUACUGUAUUGCUGAGACAACCAGUCAUUAUUCCAAACCUAACUUUGAACAGAUGUUUACAGGGAACAAGUAUCUGACAUGUGAAACACUGACCUCAGACCUGACUUUGCUAGUCAAGGAGAGCAACGUGGAAUCAUCUGCAAAGAAAGCUUGUGCCAGAAAAAGACAGAAAGAAGAARGUUAUUCAAAGUUAAAGAGAACCAAAAGAAGUAAACCUUCUACCURAGAUGUUCUGGAGUAUUGAAAGAAAACUCUGGGUUCCCAAGAGGGCAGUAACAUACUUGAGGAUCUCUGAGCUUUGUGUAUUUUGCUGUUUGUCACUGGUAGCUGUUUCUGGAUGAAAAAUUGAGGGUUAAAUACAGUCAAGUGAAUCCAUGUAUCAUCAGCUUCUUCAGACAGUUCAGGUUAAUAAGCCUCUAAUGCAUUYGAAAAUAUAACUAAAUUGUUUAGGUUUUGAAUCACAUUAUGUCUGUCCUGCUACUUGCUCACACAGUUAAUCAUUCUUCCAAAUUAUUUUGUUGUUUCUAGUUGGGUUUCUAAAGAUAUAAUAUUUAAUUCUUUGCUACAAUGUCUGGGCCAGUUCAUUUCAACAGUAAAAAAUUCCUAAAUAAGUUUUCCUUCUCAAGUCAAAUGGUUUGAAAAUAAACAAUUUUAUUCCUAGAGGAAUAAUUUAAAGGCUGGAUUUGACUCAAGCUUCAUUAAUUCUUGUUGUAAUUUUGAUGACUUUUCAGAUAUGAAACUGCUCUGUAAAAGAUUUUUGAAUUCUAAUUGACAAUACCAUUCUUCAGGAGUUCAAAAAUAACCUGUASUUGCCCUUUGAGUAAUUUUAUUGCCAUAAGGGUGUCAUCAGUGACCUACUUCAAGGUGCAGAUAUAAAGAUAUUCACAUAAUAUAUGGUUGUUGUUUCAUAAUCACUGCUUUGAAGUGAAUAUUAUUGUGUUACCUGGAAGAAAGGAAUCAAAUGUCACAUUAGCUCCUAGAUUCAACUAUUCAAACUGUAGCUUAACRCUUGUUUUGGACAUAUAUUUGCAAAUACUUUUUUCUAAAAGAAUUAAUGCAAUGCGACUUUCUGCGCUUUGUGAAAACUUUUUUUAGGUUUAUAUUUCAAUAGCUGUGUUUCUGUUUGCCUCAUUCUUCAAAGCUGGAUUUUGUCCUAUUAUUAUGACAACUUUUGCUUUGUUUUGUUUUCUCUCAAAUGGUGACUGUCAACAUAGCUCUAAUUUCAGGGUGACAGUGUUUAAAAGGAAGUGAGCUCUUCAACAACAUGCCGUUUUCUCAUACGGAAUACAAAAAAUACAAGACAAAUACUGAAAGAAGUUAGAGCAAUGUGCUCUGCAAGAAAUCAAAUUAUAUUUACAUUUUGUCUGGAAAUUGGUAUACAAGGCUACUUUUCAAAUGCUGUGGUUUAGUUWCCUUUCAUAGAUUUGACUCUAUAACUGAUCAUUCUCUUGUCUUACAACAUGGAAAAGCCUGUAKAGUAGUUGCAUUUCUACCAUGCAAAAUAAAUUAGUGCUUUAUCUGAUCUGCUUCCUAUUGCUGCUUUUAAACUGCUGCCAGUUACCAACAUUUGCCGUGUGUUACAGAAGCAAUUUUGCAUUAUUCUUGCAUUUUUAAAUGUUUAUGUAAUUUUGUGCUAUAUGUUAUAAUACUCAAAAUACAGAAAAAUUAU